This is a messenger RNA of Pisolithus orientalis, 812 nucleotides long. RefSeq lists its product as uncharacterized. The coding region runs from base 122 to 775 and encodes 217 amino acids. The record is from RefSeq and is a predicted model, not a curated record. Lineage: Eukaryota; Fungi; Basidiomycota; Agaricomycetes; Boletales; Pisolithaceae. The transcript is spliced from 17 exons.
CUCCACCGAGGCCCAUAUAGGACUGAAUAGGCUGUGCUACAGCAAUGACAAGAAUAUCCGUUGCCAUUGGGGGCGAGAUCAAACAGCAGACGCCUCGACAAUCUAGUCUACCUUGAGAAGUAUGCUGGUGCUCGAGGCCACGCACGUUCUCUUGUUCAUACUGAUGUUCAUCAACGAAUUCGCCUUGUGCAAAGUACCCAAACAGUAUGAACAUCUCCGGCGUGUUCGGUUCUACGCUCAUCGGGGGGUUGGUCUCCGCUAUGUUGUAUGGCAUAACGACACUCCAGGGACAUAUAUGUAUUACAUGCACUACUCCGGGGAUGCCACGACCAUGAAGUUCCUGGUUGCUGCCCUAUGGAUUCUUGAUACCUUACAUGCCUUGUUCACAUGUCACUACUUGUACUACUACCUGAUAACCAACUAUGGUGUUCCGACGAGUUUGGAGUAUUUGGUCUGGUGCGCAUUAGCUCUGAUGGAUUCACUCGCAGUUUUCGUAGUUCAAUGUUUCUUCGCACAUAAAAUACAUUACCUCUGUCGCCGCCAAGUGAAGUGGUUUGUGACCGCCCCAAUUAUGCUAUUCGUACUAGUUCACUUCGGGUUUUGCGUAGAGACGACUGUUUUGAUGUUCGUCAAUAAGGACGUCAGUUCCCUUACGCAGAUUAGGAAUUCCUCCCUAAUACCCGGUGGGAGUGCCGUUCUACCAGCUGAGGUUCUGAUUACGGUGUCACUUUGCAUACUUUUGUAUGACAGCUCUCGCUUUGCCACCCUAAGGUAACCUGAGUCCGCGUCGAUGGUUCAUUCCUGGCGGAUUC